Molecule: messenger RNA, 2600 nt
Organism: Oryza sativa Japonica Group (Japanese rice)
Lineage: Eukaryota; Viridiplantae; Streptophyta; Magnoliopsida; Poales; Poaceae
Product: transmembrane 9 superfamily member 11
Biological process (GO): protein localization to membrane
Cellular component (GO): membrane
Source: RefSeq, a predicted model, not a curated record
CCCAUUCCGCCGCCCCCACCCCCAGAUCUACUCCACCGCCACCGCCACCGACACCCCCGUCUCCGGCGAGUCCCCCCGCCGCCUCCUCGCCGGAGAACCCGCCUCCCCUCCCCCAACCCUAAAGCCUCCCCGUCUCAUUCGCCCCCCCACCGGAUCCAGAUCAAAACCACACGCCGAUCCAGAUCCCGCCGGGCGCCCAGCCAUGGCGCGCCUCCUCCCCUUCCUCGUCGCGGCGGCGGCGGCGUUGGUGGCGGUGUCCCUCUCCGCGCCAGGCGCCGACGGGUUCUACCUCCCGGGGAGCUACCCGCACAAGUACAACCCCGGCGAGCCGCUGAGCGUGAAGGUGAACUCCCUCACCUCCAUCGACACCGAGAUCCCCUACAGCUACUACAGCCUCCCGUUCUGCACCCCUCCCGACGGCGUCAAGGACAGCGCCGAGAACCUCGGCGAGCUCCUCAUGGGCGACCGCAUCGAGAACUCCCCCUACCGCUUCCGGAUGCACGCCAACGACUCCGACCUCUUCCUCUGCCGCUCCCCGCCGCUCGCCGCCGACGCCUUCAACCUCCUUAAGAAGCGGAUCGACGAGAUGUACCAGGUUAACCUCAUCCUCGACAACCUCCCCGCCAUCCGCUACACCAAGAAGGACGACUACUUCCUCCGAUGGACCGGCUACCCCGUCGGCAUCCGCGUCGGCGUCGACUACUACGUCUUCAACCACCUCCAGUUCACCGUCCUCGUGCACAAGUACGAGGAGGCCAAUGUCGCCCGUGUCAUGGGCACCGGCGACGCCACCGACGGCUUCCCUUCCACCGGCAAGGACGGCAGCGGCGGCGCCGCCGGGUCAUCCGGCUGGAUGGUUGUCGGCUUCGAGGUCGUGCCUUGUAGCAUCAAGCACAACCCCGACGACGUCAAGUCGCUCAAGAUGUAUGGCAAGUACCCGAGGAGCAUCAAGUGCGACCCGACCACCGUGUCCAUGAGCAUCAAGGAGAACGAGCCCAUCGUGUACACCUACGAGGUGUCGUUCGUCGAGAGCGAUAUCAAGUGGCCCUCGAGGUGGGACGCAUACCUCAAGAUGGAGGGUGCCAAGGUGCACUGGUUCUCGAUCCUCAACUCGCUCAUGGUGAUUGCUUUCCUUGCUGGUAUCGUGUUUGUCAUAUUACUGAGGACCGUGAGGCGUGAUCUGACGAGGUAUGAGGAGCUUGACAGUGAAGCGCAGGCGCAGAUGAACGAGGAGCUGUCUGGGUGGAAGCUUGUUGUCAGUGAUGUUUUCCGCGCGCCAAGCAACCCAAUGUUGCUCUGCGUUAUGGUCGGGGAUGGUGUUCAGAUCCUUGGGAUGGCAGUGGUGACCAUUCUGUUUGCGGCGCUUGGGUUCAUGUCACCAGCUUCCCGCGGUACUCUGAUCACGGGCAUGCUGUUCUUCUAUCUGGUUCUUGGAAUUUUGGCAGGAUAUGUGGGUGUUCGUGUGUGGAAGACAAUCAAGUGCGGUGAUCAUACAGGGUGGAUGGCUGUUUCAUGGAGGGUAGCUUGCUUCUUCCCCGGCAUUGCAUUCCUGAUCCUUACCACUCUGAACUUCCUGUUGUGGGGAAGCCAAAGCACAGGAGCCAUCCCCUUCUCGUUGUUUGUCAUAUUGAUUCUGCUCUGGUUCUGUAUCUCUGUGCCGCUUACACUUGUAGGUGGACUCCUCGGUGCCAAGGCACCGCACAUUGAGUACCCCGUGCGCACUAACCAGAUCCCUCGUGAAAUCCCACCUCAGAAGUACCCAUCCUGGUUGCUGGUUCUCGGCGCUGGCACACUGCCCUUUGGUACCCUGUUCAUCGAGCUCUUCUUCAUCAUGUCUAGCAUAUGGAUGGGGCGUGUGUACUAUGUCUUUGGAUUCCUCUUCAUCGUCCUGUUGCUCCUUGUUAUUGUCUGCGCUGAGGUUUCCCUUGUUCUGACCUACAUGCAUCUCUGUGUCGAGGAUUGGAAAUGGUGGUGGAAAUCAUUCUUCUCAUCUGGAUCUGUGGCGAUCUACAUUUUCUUGUACUCGAUCAACUAUCUUGUUUUUGACCUAAAGAGCUUGAGUGGACCUGUGUCGGCGACCCUCUAUCUCGGCUACUCACUCUUCAUGGUUAUUGCUAUUAUGCUGGCUACUGGAACAGUGGGAUUCAUUUCAUCAUUCUGCUUCGUCCACUAUCUUUUCUCAUCCGUGAAAGCAGAUUAAGCUCAUCCCGAUGCAGAGUGUAUUACUCAAAUGAGAGGUGAGAAUAGUGGACAUCAAAAAGUUUGUAGUCACAAAAUCUUAGCUCAUGUCAUCUUUUGGUAUACAAAGACUGAAUAACUAUUGUAAGCUUUACUAGGAUUUAUCAAUGGGUUUUAUGGAGAGAUGUGCUAGCAGCUUGCACGAUGUAAUAGAAUGAAUUGGUUUAUUCACAUUUUGAGUCAUUUUAGUUGCUCUUUCUGCUGCCAUUUAGCUGUUAAGAUGUAAGCUUAGUACUGCUGUCUGUUGCAAUCGUGUUUGGUAUCAUUUUCCUAAAAUGUUAGAUCAAUUUUUUGACUUAUCAGAAUUGUGAUGGUUUGAUGCAGUUGCUACACAAUAUAGUGAUUAUACUUAUUUUUCUUUG